Molecule: messenger RNA, 3387 nt
Organism: Apaloderma vittatum (bar-tailed trogon)
Lineage: Eukaryota; Metazoa; Chordata; Aves; Trogoniformes; Trogonidae
Product: chromodomain-helicase-DNA-binding protein 5
Exons: 22
Biological process (GO): negative regulation of transcription by RNA polymerase II; chromatin remodeling
Cellular component (GO): NuRD complex; chromatin; nucleus
Molecular function (GO): ATP binding; histone binding; ATP hydrolysis activity
Source: RefSeq, a predicted model, not a curated record
GUCCAGGCGUGCGGAAAAAAAUCAAGGGCUCCAAAGACGGAAAGAAGAAGGGGAAGGGGAAAAAGAUGGCAGGCUUGAAAUUCCGGUUUGGAGGAAUCCCCAGCAAAAGGAAAAAGGGCUCCUCUAGCGAGGAGGAGGAACGGGAGGAAUCCGACUUCGACAGCGCCAGCAUCAACAGCUCCUCAGUGCGCUCCGAGGGCUCUGCUGGCCUGGGGAAGAGAGGGAAGAGGAGGAGAAAGAAAAAGAGGAUUGAAGAAGGGGACGGCUACGAGACGGACCACCAGGACUACUGCGAGGUGUGCCAGCAGGGAGGGGAGAUCAUCCUCUGCGACACCUGCCCUCGCGCCUACCACCUCGUCUGCCUGGACCCUGAGCUGGAGAAGCCUGCCAGUGUUACGCUGGUUGUUCAUCCUCAGGAGAAGGAGGGCAUCCAGUGGGAGCCAAAGGAGGAGGAAGAGGAGGAGGAAGAGGAAGGUGGCGAGGAGGAAGAGGACGACCACAUGGAGUUCUGCCGGGUCUGUAAGGACGGAGGGGAGCUGCUGUGCUGCGACACCUGCCCGUCCUCCUACCACCUCCACUGCCUGAACCCGCCGCUGCCCGAGAUACCCAACGGCGAAUGGCUCUGCCCUCGCUGCACAUGCCCUCCCUUGAAGGGCAAAGUCCAACGCAUCCUGCACUGGGCCUGGAAGGAGCCGCCGGCCACCCCGCUGCCACCCGUGCUGCCCGCCCCAGGCACGGAGCUGGCUCUGCCCGCGCCGAAGGUGCUGGAGGGGAUUCCGGAGCGCGAGUUCUUCGUGAAGUGGGCAGGCCUGUCCUACUGGCACUGCUCCUGGGUCAAGGAGCUGCAGGUGAGCUGGCGCGGCGGGCGGGGGGGGGGGGGGCGGAACAUCCAGAGGGAUAAGCGGAAGAAGCAGGCCCCGCAGUACGCCAAGAUGGAGGAGCGGUUCUACCGCUACGGCAUCAAGCCCGAGUGGAUGAUGAUCCACCGCAUCCUGAACCACAGCUUUGACAAAAAGGGAGACAUCCAUUAUCUGAUCAAGUGGAAAGACCUGCCCUACGACCAGUGCACCUGGGAGAUCGACGAGAUAGACAUCCCAUACUACGAAAACCUCAAACAUCUCUACUGGAACCACAGGGAGCUGAUGCUGGGGGAGGACACGCGCCCUCUGAAGAAGCUGAACAAGAAAGGGAAAAAGCUGAAAGAGGAGAAGCUGGAAAAGCCUCCAGAAACACCUCUUGUGGAUCCUACGGUGAAGUUUGACAAGCAGCCGUGGUACAUCGAUGCCACGGGGGGCACGCUCCAUCCUUACCAGCUGGAAGGGCUAAACUGGCUGAGAUUUUCCUGGGCCCAGGGGACAGAUACAAUCCUGGCUGACGAGAUGGGGCUGGGGAAGACUGUGCAGACCAUUGUGUUCUUGUAUUCCCUGUACAAGGAGGGCCACUCCAAAGGGCCGUAUCUGGUGAGCGCCCCUCUCUCCACCAUCAUCAACUGGGAACGCGAGUUUGAGAUGUGGGCACCCGACUUCUACGUCGUGACCUACACGGGGGAUAAAGAAAGCCGGUCGGUCAUCCGGGAAAAUGAGUUCUCUUUUGAAGACAACGCCAUCCGGAGCGGAAAGAAGGUGUUCCGGAUGAAGAAGGAAGCCCAGAUCAAGUUCCACGUCCUGCUCACCUCCUAUGAGCUGAUCACAAUUGACCAGGCGGUGCUGGGCUCCAUAGAGUGGGCCUGUCUGGUGGUGGAUGAAGCCCACAGGCUGAAGAACAACCAGUCCAAGUUCUUUAGAGUAUUAAAUAGCUACAAGAUCGAUUACAAGCUGCUGCUCACCGGGACUCCGCUCCAGAACAACUUGGAAGAGCUCUUCCACCUGCUCAAUUUCCUGACUCCUGAGAGGUUUAAUAACCUGGAGGGCUUCCUGGAGGAGUUUGCAGACAUCUCCAAGGAGGACCAGAUCAAAAAGCUUCACGACCUACUGGGUCCCCACAUGCUGCGGCGGCUCAAGGUGGACGUGUUCAAGAACAUGCCCGCCAAGACGGAGCUGAUUGUGAGAGUGGAGCUGAGCCAGAUGCAGAAGAAGUACUACAAGUUCAUCCUGACGAGGAAUUUUGAAGCCCUGAAUUCCAAAGGUGGUGGGAACCAGGUCUCGCUGCUCAACAUCAUGAUGGACCUGAAGAAGUGCUGCAAUCACCCGUACCUCUUCCCCGUGGCGGCGGUGGAGGCCCCGGUUCUGCCCAACGGAUCCUACGAUGGGAAUUCUUUGGUCAAAUCUUCUGGGAAACUGAUGCUGCUCCAAAAGAUGCUGAAGAAGUUACGGGAUGGGGGUCACAGGGUUCUCAUCUUCUCCCAGAUGACAAAGAUGCUGGACUUGCUGGAGGAUUUCCUGGAGUAUGAAGGCUACAAGUACGAGCGGAUCGACGGGGGCAUCACGGGCGGGCUGCGCCAGGAGGCCAUAGACAGGUUUAAUGCUCCUGGUGCUCAGCAGUUCUGCUUUCUCCUCUCUACCCGCGCCGGCGGUCUGGGCAUAAACCUUGCUACGGCCGACACAGUCAUUAUUUAUGAUUCUGACUGGAAUCCCCACAAUGACAUUCAGGCGUUCAGCAGAGCUCACCGCAUUGGGCAGAACAAGAAGGUGAUGAUCUACCGCUUUGUGACCAGAGCGUCCGUUGAGGAGCGCAUCACCCAGGUGGCCAAAAGGAAGAUGAUGCUCACCCACCUGGUGGUCCGCCCAGGGCUCGGCUCCAAGUCGGGCUCCAUGACCAAGCAAGAGCUGGAUGACAUCCUCAAGUUUGGGACAGAAGAGCUCUUCAAGGAUGAUGUGGAAGGCAUGGUGUCUCAGGGACAGCGGAUUGCCAUGCCGGAUGCUGUCCCCCCUUUCUCUGACACGCUGUCAACCAAAGGGGGUGCAGUGACUCCCAGCAUGAAAAAAAAGCAUGGUGGCACCCCACCAGGUGACAAUAAGGACGUGGAUGACAGCAGUGUGAUCCACUAUGACGAUGCUGCCAUCUCUAAGCUUCUGGACCGAAACCAGGAUGCGACUGAUGACACGGAGCUGCAGAACAUGAACGAGUAUCUCAGCUCCUUUAAAGUGGCCCAGUAUGUUGUGAGAGAAGAGGACGGUGUGGAGGAGGUGGAACGUGAGAUCAUCAAGCAAGAGGAGAAUGUGGACCCCGACUACUGGGAGAAGCUGCUGCGGCACCACUACGAGCAGCAGCAGGAAGAUCUGGCCAGGAACUUGGGGAAAGGGAAGAGAAUCCGCAAGCAGGUCAACUACAACGACAACUCACAAGAUACGGCUGUGUGGCAGGAUGAGCUCUCUGACAACCAGUCGGAGUACUCCAUCGGCUCUGAGGAUGAGGAUGAAGACUUUGAAGAGAGGCCGGAAGGUCAGA